AUGAGGGUGGCAGGUAAAGGGGUAAAUUGCUACGUGAUAGUUUUAAAGAUGGCAUUCUGUGAGCAGAAGAAUUGUAGUGGUUGUGUCAAAUGCGCCGGCAUCCGUAUUGCCAUUGCUUUUGCUGGUUUUAUUGGUUUCUCCGCCCUUCUCGUCUUGGUCCUAUAUAUCCUGGGUAGACAAUAUGAUGUGAGUCUUGGUACCAUAUUCGGCCAAAUACGUGAUGGAUUCCGUGAUUCUAAGGCUAAACUCCAGUAA
Babesia bigemina is the source of this 255-nucleotide messenger RNA. RefSeq lists its product as hypothetical. Lineage: Eukaryota; Apicomplexa; Aconoidasida; Piroplasmida; Babesiidae. The transcript has 2 exons. Bases 1 to 255 code for a protein of 84 amino acids. The record is from RefSeq and is a predicted model, not a curated record.